Messenger RNA from Strongyloides ratti, 1317 nucleotides. RefSeq lists its product as hypothetical. The record is from RefSeq and is a predicted model, not a curated record. Lineage: Eukaryota; Metazoa; Nematoda; Chromadorea; Rhabditida; Strongyloididae. Bases 1 to 1317 code for a protein of 438 amino acids. The transcript is spliced from 2 exons.
AUGACAUUAUAUUAUUCAAGUAAUCAAAAUUUUAUAUUUCGAAUUGGAGCAUUUACUUCAAUACCAGAUGUUUAUGAUUGUUUUGCAAAUCUUCCAAAAAAAUCAUGUAAAAAACCAGGUGCUGAAAUAGAAAUGAUUCAACUAGUAAUGACUUUAUUAAAUUGGAAUUGGACUAUGAUUGAUGUUGUAAAAGAAUAUGGUAUUGAAUCUCAGUAUGGAGAUCCAUUACCAGGUAAUCCAAAAAAUUAUACUGGUAUAAUUGGAUUACUACAAAAAGGACUUAUUGAUAUGGCAGUACCAUCAAUGAAAAUAACAGUUGAUAGAGAACAAAAUGGUUCAAUAAUUUUUUCAUAUCCUUUUAGAUUUUUUCAACAAAUUUAUAUAAUUGAAACACCAACUGAGGCUGAUUUUAGAAAUUUUAUUUUUACAACUUUUACAACUGAUGUUUGGCUUAUGAUAAUAGCUUCAGUCAUAUCAGUUAUUAUAUUAGAAUUUCUUAUAUUAAUGUUAGAAGAAAAAGAUAUGCCAUUAUUACAAAAAAUAAGUGAUAGUGUUACAGAACCAAUUGGUAUUAUACUUAGACAAAGUGUUAAAAGACAUAAAAGUAUUGCACAUUUUAUUUUUCAAGGAAAUUUAUUAUUAAUGUUUGUUGUAAUUUAUGUUUAUUUUCAAUCUAUUAUGAAUAGUAGAUUAACAGCUCCUGAAAAACAAGAUUUACCAUUUACAAAUCAAAAAGGAUUUUUAGAUAUACUUGAAAAGGGAGAAAGAUUUCCUACAUAUAUUGAAGAUAAAAUGCCUGAUUGUAGUAAUGAAGAAAAUUGUAAAAGAAUGCCUCAAAUAUUUAAAAAAAAUCCAAUACGUUUAGGUAAUACUUUUGAUGAUAUUGUUGAACAAAUAAAAAAAGGUGGAAUAUAUUAUGCAGAUUAUGAUAUUGACUUUAUUCCUGAUGUAUCAAGUGUUUGGUCAUAUAAAGAUAGUAUGACUAUUAUCAGAGAUCCAACAGGUAUUCGUUCAUAUGGAGGAUUUGCAUUUAAUAAAAAAAAUGUCCGUCUACGUAAUGAUUUUAAUAAUGCACUUACCAGAAUAAUGGGAGGAAUUACUCAAAUAAAUUUAGCUUCUGGUUACAAUGAAAGAAAACCAUCUACUAGUAAUUCAGUAACACCUCAAAAAGUAACUCUUAGUCUAUUUAAACAUUUUGAACAAUUACUUUUAAUAUUUGGAAUAGGAAUAGGUAUAUCUAUUGGUAUAAUAAUAAUUGAAAUUUUAUUAUUUAAAUUUAAAACGAUAAAAUUAUUAUUGAUAAGGCAAUUUAAAUAA